AUUCAGUGUCGAAUUCUUUGAGAGAACAGCUUGGGACAAAAAAUGGCGUCGGCUAUGAAAGCAAACAGCAUCGUGCGAUCGACGUGCCGAUUAAUCAACCAGAGACCGCUGUAUACGCCAUGCAUUGUUUCCUGCCGCAAUGUAGCAACAUACACGAGUCCCCAUCAAGCAUCACAAAUUUCCGUACUUCGCACUGCCGUCGAUGCCAAUGAUUCCAAGUUCCAGGAGAAUGCGUCAGCGAUGAGCGAGCUGAUGUCAAAUCUCACUUCCCUUCAUGAAAGUGCAGCUAAAGGUGGACCCGAGAAGGCCAGGCAGAAGCACAUCGAGCGCGGAAAGAUGCUCGUUCGAGAUCGAAUCACCGCUUUGAUUGAUCCUGGGACGAGUUUUCUGGAGCUGAGCGCUCUAGCUGGCCACGAGAUGUACCCAGGGGAAGAUGUGCCCGCAGGCGGGAUCAUCACUGGUGUUGGCACUGUAGAGGGUGUUAUGUGCAUGAUAGUUGCCAACGAUAGCACAGUGAAGGGCGGAUCUUAUUAUCCUAUCACAGUGAAAAAGCAUCUCCGAGCACAAGAAAUCGCGGCACAGAAUCGAUUACCAUGCAUAUACAUGGUCGAUUCUGGCGGUGCAAAUCUGCCGCGUCAGGCCGAUGUUUUCCCAGAUCGCGAGCAUUUCGGCCGCAUCUUCUUCAACCAAGCCAACAUGAGCGCUGCAGGUAUUCCGCAGAUCAGUAUAGUCAUGGGACUUUGCACUGCCGGUGGAGCCUAUGUCCCUAGCAUGAGUGACGAAAGCAUCAUCGUUGAGAAUCAAGGUACAGUGUUCUUGGCUGGACCACCUUUGGUCAAAGCGGCCACGGGUGAAGAAGUCAGCGCAGAAGACCUGGGAGGUGGCAAACUUCACACCGAGGUUUCUGGAGUAACAGACUAUCUUGCUGUCGACGAUGCACACGCAGUCGCUAUUGCAAGGCGAAGCAUCUCCAAUCUAAAUUAUCCCACGUCGCAGAACCCGUCCUAUAGACGCGACUGGAAAGAACCUCUUUAUGAUCAGGAGGAGCUUGGCGGCAUCGUAGGAACCAAUCUCAAACAGAACAUCAACAUGCACGAAGUUAUCGCUCGCAUAGUCGACGGCAGCGAAUUCUCCGAGUUCAAGCCGAAUUAUGGUUCCACACUUCUGACAGGCUUCGCAACAAUCUUUGGGCAUCCGGUCGGAAUCAUAGCAAACAACGGCAUUCUCUUCAGCGAGAGCAGCCUAAAGGGAGCACACUUCAUUCAGCUAUGCUGUCAGCGCAACAUACCUCUGAUAUUCCUACAAAACAUUUCCGGAUUCAUGGUAGGCCAAGAUGCUGAGAAAGGAGGUAUAGCAAAGAACGGUGCGAAAUUGGUGACAGCCGUUGCAUGUGCACAAGUGCCCAAGUUCACUGUCCUUGUUGGUUCUUCGGCUGGGGCGGGCAACUAUGGUAUGUGCGGACGAGCGUACAGUCCACGGUUUUUGUGGAGUUGGCCAUCUGCGAAAACGUCUGUUAUGGGAGCGGAGCAGCUCUCAUCGGUCAUGGCUGCAGUGGGAAAGAAGGUGGAUCCCGAAUUGAAGUCUCGUAUUGAGCACGAGAGCGAGGUUCUUUUCGCCACCGCAAGGUUGUGGGACGACGGUGUGAUCCCACCCUCUCAUACGCGAAGAGUACUAGGCCUUGGUUUGCAAGCUGCGAUGACUGGAAGUGUUGAGAGCAAGGACACAAAAUUCGGAGUUUUCAGGAUGUAAAUUAUGGAGAAUAUUUGAUGUUUAACGACGUUCCCCUGCACUGUCGAUUGUGAUAGCUUACUGACUUUCAAGAUUUCGUCUUAAUUGGGAAAUUUCUCCGU
Messenger RNA from Dissoconium aciculare CBS 342.82, 1850 nucleotides. Its product is annotated as carboxyl transferase. Gene Ontology annotation, biological process: L-leucine catabolic process. NCBI's taxonomy places the organism in Eukaryota, Fungi, Ascomycota, Dothideomycetes, Mycosphaerellales, Dissoconiaceae. The transcript has 2 exons. Gene Ontology annotation, cellular component: methylcrotonoyl-CoA carboxylase complex; mitochondrion. The record is from RefSeq and is a predicted model, not a curated record. Gene Ontology annotation, molecular function: methylcrotonoyl-CoA carboxylase activity. Bases 43 to 1749 code for a protein of 568 amino acids.